CUCGCGCACAGUCUCCGUCGAGCAGUGCAAUAGACUAGAUCGCCGCGCCGCGGAAGCAGGUCGAGAGUUUAGGCACAACGUUUUCCGAGAACAACUGAGAUUUGGAGUUUGUGAAAAAGUGAAGAAUAUUUUUGUGAAGAAUAUUGAAACAAUUAGAAUUUGAGCUAUUUUUAGAACAAGAAACACGUGAACUUGUGUGUGCAAAAAAAGUGUAUUAAAAUCUAAGCAAAAUGUUGCUGAAAAAGCUGCCCUUAUCAGCUCCCCCCUCUCUGGGCGCGGUCCGACGCUGCCUCUCGGCCCAGCCCAGCACCAGCCUGAAGGAAUCUCCCGAGCUGCCCAAAACGGGCCACGAACCGCAGGUGUACACCACCCACAGCUACGACAAGAUCACCAACCUGCGCAAGCAAUACCUGACGCCGAAUGUGACGUCGUACUACAAGAAGCCACUGCUGAUCCACAAGGGCAGCAUGCAGUGGCUGUUCGAUCACGAGGGUCGCCGCUACCUGGACAUGUUUGGCGGAAUUGUUACGGUGUCGGUGGGGCAUUGUCAUCCCAAAGUCAACGCGGCACUGGAGGAGCAGAUGAACACGCUGUGGCACACGACCAACAUCUACAUGCACCCCAAGAUCCACGAGUACGCGGAGAAGCUGCUGUCGAAGAUGCCCGGCGAUUUGAAGAACGUUUACUUUGUCAACUCCGGCUCGGAGGCGAACGAUCUCGCGAUGAUGAUCGCUCGGCUGUACUCGGGAAAUCAGGAGAUCAUCAGCUUCCGGAACGCGUACCACGGAGCUUCGCCGUACACGAUGGGACUGACUGCGCACUCGACGUGGCGUUAUCCGCUGCCGGGAGUUAGCAAUGGGAUGAUCCACGCCAUGAACCCGGACCCGUACAGUGGGAUCUGGGGAGGAAAGAACUGUCGAGAUUCGCCGAUACAAACUAAUAGGCACUGUGACUGUCCGGCGGACCAGUGUCUUGCUUCGGGCAAAUAUUACAACGAGCUGGAGCAGGUCUUCAAGUACUCGCUGCCCCGCGGGAAGGUCGCGGCCAUGUUUGCGGAAUCGAUUCAGGGAGUGGGCGGAACUGUGCAGUAUCCGAAGGGGUACAUUAAGCGAGCUGCCGAGUUGGUCCGUGCCAACGGAGGGUUGUUCGUGGCGGACGAGGUUCAGUCCGGGUUUGCGCGGACAGGGGAGCACUACUGGGGCUUCGAGGGACACGAUAUCGUGCCGGAUAUUGUGACGAUGGCGAAGGGCAUCGGCAAUGGGUUCCCGAUUGGAGCGGUGGUGACUUCAAGGAAGGUCGCCGAGGUGCUUUCUCAGGCGUUGCAUUUCAACACGUACGGAGGUAAUCCGUUGGCGAGUGCGGUGGGAAUCGCUGUGCUGGAUGUGAUCGACGAGGAAGGACUCCAGAAGAAUGCCCUUGACGUUGGUACCUAUUUGCUGAAAGGACUGGACAAGCUGCGCGACAAGUACGACGUCAUUGGAGAUGUACGAGGAAAGGGCCUCAUGAUCGGCGUCGAACUGGUGUCGGAUCGCGAAACUCGUCAACAUCUGAGCGCCCCUCACUUUGUCGAGAUCUGGGAGAUGUGCAAGGACAUGGGCGUUCUGUUUGGACGAGGAGGCCUCAACGCUAACGUCCUCCGCCUGAAGCCCCCGCUUUGUGUGACGCGCAGUGACGCCGAGUACGCCCUAACUGUGAUAGAUUUUGCCUGCGAGACAUUCCUGAAGAAGCGGAAGCGGGGCUGCCGGAAGAACUAGAAUCUGAGCAGCCGAUCUGUUAACUACCGUGAAGAUAUUCUGUGAUUCGUGAUGAUGUAGAGUGUAGGAUCGUUGUUCAUUUGUCGUUUAACUUUUAUUAAGAUGUAGCCUGUGAUUAGACUGGUAUUAGAUAAACCAAGCAUCCACACAUUGCCAGCUGUAACGUUGAUUCAUUCCAUGCACCGAUUAGCAAUAAACAUGUAACAUUUUAAAACGAAAACUGUUUUUAUUACUUUCCCAUGUACUUUAUGAUAUUUUUUAGAUAACAAUGCAGAGGUCAUUGGAAUGAAUCUAGCGGCGGAAGCAACAAAUUCGCUCAAUCUUUCUGCCGUACCUUCCCACUCAAAAGACUUUGUAGGCGAAGUUCUAUAGCAAACAAGGACAUCUGCCAUUGUUACUCAAGAAAGAUAUCCGCAAAGGAAAUUUAAUGCUGUACAACUUUGUCAAAAAGUGUCCCUUUUCUGCUGAGGAUUACGAAGUUAUAAAUUGAGUAGAGAUGAGAAGGGAACAUCCAUAAACAACGUGGACACCUAAUUUUGAUGGAUGAAAUGGGUGCAAAUUACACAAUU
Messenger RNA from Culex pipiens pallens (northern house mosquito), 2323 nucleotides. RefSeq names its product alanine--glyoxylate aminotransferase 2, mitochondrial. Gene Ontology annotation, biological process: glyoxylate catabolic process. The record is from RefSeq and is a predicted model, not a curated record. Lineage: Eukaryota; Metazoa; Arthropoda; Insecta; Diptera; Culicidae. The transcript has 6 exons. Gene Ontology annotation, cellular component: mitochondrion. Bases 231 to 1754 code for a protein of 507 amino acids. Gene Ontology annotation, molecular function: pyridoxal phosphate binding; L-alanine:glyoxylate transaminase activity.